GCCCGCUGCCAUGGCGACACUGCUACGCCGCGGCCUGCGCCCCCUGCCCCGGCUCCCGGGCCGCCCCUGGCCAGCGUCAGGUGUGCCCCUCCGGGCCAGGAGCCAUGGCGCUGGCCUGCUGUACCCGGACCACAUCCCCACGUCCCCGCUGCAGAAGGCGCUGCUGGCCGCCGGCUCUGCCGCUAUGGCGCUCUACAACCCGUAUCGCCACGACAUGGUUGCAGUUCUAGGGGAGACCACAGGACGCCGUACUCUUAAGGUCCUCAGGGACCAGAUGAAGAGUGAUCCAGAGGGUUCCCAGAUCCUGGAGGAGCGUCCCCGGAUUUCACUGGCUACCCUCGACCUGGGCAGGCUUCAGAGCCUGCCGGAAGGCUCCCUGGGCCGCGAGUAUCUCCGUUUCCUGGAUAUGAACAGGGUCUCCCCAGAUACCCGGGCACCUACCCGCUUCGUGGAUGAUGAGGAGCUCGCGUACGUGAUCCAGCGCUACCGGGAGGUGCACGACAUGCUGCAUACGCUGCUGGGAAUGCCCACCAACAUCCUGGGGGAGAUUGUGGUGAAGUGGUUUGAGGCUGUCCAGACCGGCCUGCCCAUGUGCAUCCUGGGUGCCUUCUUUGGACCAGUCCGACUCAGUGCUCAGAGCCUGCGAGUGCUGGUCUCGGAACUGAUCCCAUGGGCAGUUCAGAAUGGGCGCAGAGCCCCGUGUGUCCUCAACCUAUACUAUGAGCGGCGCUGGGAGCAGCCCCUGAGGGCUCUGCGGGAGGAGCUGGGCAUCACGACACCCCCCGUGGACAUCCAGAGCCAGGCCUAGGCCUUCGCUGCCAUUCCCAGAGUGCCUGGCCUGCCUCCCCCGCGCUCGGCUUCCCUCGGGGUCAGAGGACUCCCUGGCUACUACCUUUGUUCCUCUUCUUUGAACACUGACCCUUGGACAUCAUUUAUCAUAAUUUGUCGUAACCACUCCUGAGUGGCCUUGAAGACCAACCCCAGAGGAAGCAGGUGGUGUAGCAGGGCUCCCAUGGUGCUGCCCAGAGAGAAGCUGUCAGUCGCCUGGGCUUGUGCUAGGUUGUCUCAGGCCUUCAACUCCCGUUUGGGACUCCUCCCUGCCAGCCAGGCUUCUGGGGGCUUGGCUGGGUGUCCUUGCAGGAGUGACGGCCACACCCAGUUCCAAAGGCCUGAAUAAAGUCUCAAUAAAGGCUUCCGUCAGGUCAA
This is a messenger RNA of Carlito syrichta (Philippine tarsier), 1206 nucleotides long. It is a transcript of the gene COQ4, whose product is annotated as coenzyme Q4. Gene Ontology annotation, cellular component: mitochondrion; mitochondrial inner membrane. Lineage: Eukaryota; Metazoa; Chordata; Mammalia; Primates; Tarsiidae. Gene Ontology annotation, biological process: ubiquinone biosynthetic process. Bases 11 to 808 code for a protein of 265 amino acids. The record is from RefSeq and is a predicted model, not a curated record. The transcript has 7 exons.